Aspergillus campestris IBT 28561 is the source of this 1950-nucleotide messenger RNA. RefSeq lists its product as uncharacterized. The record is from RefSeq and is a predicted model, not a curated record. The coding region runs from base 1 to 1950 and encodes 649 amino acids. Lineage: Eukaryota; Fungi; Ascomycota; Eurotiomycetes; Eurotiales; Aspergillaceae. The transcript is spliced from 2 exons.
AUGAGUCAAUUCCAACUCUUUCCUCCUGCCUCUCCGGCCAAAGUCGCCAAGAAUCCGUUUCGAAGGGGAAAUAAGAAGCCUACUACGACCCCCGUGUCUGGGGCUUCGAUCCCUCUAGAUGAAUUCAAUGGGAAGGACAGCGGAGCUGAAGCCGUGUUCGUUGCAAUUACUGAAGGCAAGAAUAACGCUACGCCGCCUCCUGAAGCCCGUGUUUCUCGCCCAGCGACCGCGUCUACUCCUGAAUCUGUACAUGCGCCCCGGUCAUCGGGGUCGCAACCCAGACCGAGUCAGCAAGACAAACCACGACAUGAUGUCCCGAUAUUUGAAGACUUCAGAUCAGUGACACAUAGCGAAGAUGAUGUGUCUUCCUACUCUCGGAAAUCUUUGCCGAAACCAGGCUCCCCGGGAAACCCUAUACGGUCGAUGUUUCCACGCUAUAACCCAGAUCUGCCGCUCAAUCAGCAACAGUACUAUCCGCAGACCGUGGAUAGGCCCACUCGGUCAGCUUCAAGACCCAAAAACCUUACGCUCUCGCCAGCAUCGGAGAUCGAUCGGAGUCUUGGGCCGAAAACGGUUCCUGCGAGUGUGCUGAACUUUCCGAUGAGUAUGCUCGAGCCGGCGGAGGCACAGUACCCUUCUUCGGAAGAACUGAACAGCCUCUGGGAUGCUGCCAAUGGUCAGAGACCGCAGAACAUUAAACCGUUCAAUCUACACAUGACACGGGCCAAUUCAGCGACGUUUCUAUUCGGCGAUCCAGAAAGCCCAUUCUACACAAUGCAGACAUUCUCGACCAACGAGAUGUCCGUCACUAGAUCGAACCCAUCGCGCCCGAACAGCAAUAUCCCCGUAAUGACGCUGAAGAUCGAAGACCGCCAGCGACGCAAGCCUCCCAACGACGGGCUCGUAUCGCUACUCUUUUCCCGGCUGGCCGCAAUGCUAGCCAUCGACCAGGCCGAGGAGUCCGCAAAGGCGCGCCGACUGAACCCCGCGGAGGCCGCAGAACUAGAAGCCCACGCACUCCGACGUGCAGCAGCCCAAGAAUCCUGCAGACUGUCGUGGAACUCCGAAAAGCAAGUCUACGAACUCUACCACCCGUCGCUCAGCAAGCCCCCGCCCCCGGCUUUGGUCGGCGCAGCUGGAAUUCCCCUCUCGCCCAUGCGAUCGAGGUACGCUGGCAUUCUUCACAUCACCGUUUCGACGCCGUCGAAUGACUCGAAACACCACCAGCAACCGCCCGUCAUUCUCGUGACCACCCCACUCCCGGCCAAUUCGGCGGAGACGGGGAACAUGGUGGCGACGCCACGCACGUCGACACUGCCUCUGACAGAUGCCGAUGAACCUCUGGCAUCGCUUGACCUCGGCACCAUGUCUCUUUCUAUCUCGGCCGCCGCGAUCAUCGCUACGGUCCCCUCCCUGUACGCGAUCGAUUCGCUGGUGACCGCCAUGUUGGCCGUAGCCAUCUCGGACGAAACGACCAACCCCGUCUUGGCUGAUAUGGAACUGUUCGACCCCCACAAGCCACAAAGCAUCCAGUCUCCAGCCUCAGAACCAGGCACAAUGUACAAAGGAAAGUUAGUCGCAACACUCGCAGAACGGGAGGACGCCCUCGAAGGCAGCGAUCUCAUAUCCCAGGUGAAAGCCCAACAAUCAGAGAACGCAAGCGGACAAAAGAAGUGGUUCCGAUCCUGGAGCCGGCUAUCCAAGCCCACAAAGCCGCAGCGGAAGAAGAAUCAAAAGGUCGUGGUUGAGGAAUUUGACCUGGAAAAAUACGGCCAAUUCGGACAGGGGUCUUCGCGGCAAGGAGAGAAGCUACCGGGCGUCACGCGGGGCAUUCUCCGGAUUCUGUUUUUCGGCUUGGAUAUGAUUGUUCGGGGACUUACUAUGGUUGUCAAGAUUGUCGCGUGGUUGUUGGUUUCUCUCACGAGGUGUUUUACGAGUGAGAAAUUCUGA